Girardinichthys multiradiatus is the source of this 1222-nucleotide messenger RNA. RefSeq names its product cathepsin Z. The transcript has 7 exons. Gene Ontology annotation, cellular component: lysosome. The coding region runs from base 1 to 1005 and encodes 334 amino acids. Gene Ontology annotation, molecular function: cysteine-type endopeptidase activity. Lineage: Eukaryota; Metazoa; Chordata; Actinopteri; Cyprinodontiformes; Goodeidae. The record is from RefSeq and is a predicted model, not a curated record.
AUGGACGUGUUUCGAUUGUCAAGCAACAGAGGCCAGCAGAGGGCGCUCCAUAACCGCAUCCUCACCUCUGAGCGAAGAGAGGGAGAGGGAGAGGGAGGAGUCAAGAUGGCGACUUUAAAUGUCUGCCCGCUGCUGUUUUGUUUAGCAUCGCUUUCGCUGGAAACCAGUACUGCCAAAUACCUGUCAGCGCCCUGCUACAAGCCCAUUAAAGAUGACAGACCAGACUCAGUCAAGACUCAUGCUCGGCCACACGAGUAUAUCAAAGCGUUGGAUCUUCCUCCGUCGUGGGACUGGAGGAACAUCACCGGAAAGAGCUAUGUGAGCGUCACCAGGAAUCAGCACAUCCCCCAGUACUGUGGCUCCUGCUGGGCCAUGGGAGCCACCAGCGCCCUGGCAGAUCGCAUCAACAUAAAGCGAGGUGGAGCGUGGCCGUCCGCCUACCUGUCUGUCCAGAACGUGAUCGACUGCGGGAGGGCGGGCUCUUGUUUUGGAGGAGAUCACCUGAGAGUCUACGCCUACGCCCAUAAAACGGGGAUCCCCGAUGAAACCUGCAACAACUACCAAGCUGUCAAUCAAAAGUGCAUGCAGUUCAAUCAGUGUGGGACCUGCUCCUUUGAAUCCUGUGCUGCUGUGAAGAACUACACCGUUUGGAAUGUCGGAGACUAUGGAGAAAUUUCUGGAAGAGACCAGAUGAAAGCCGAAAUUUACACCAACGGGCCCAUUAGUUGUGCCCUAAUGGCGACUGAUGCCCUGGAGGAAUACUCCGGCGGGGUUUUCUCAGAGUUUCACCCCCUCUCUCUGCCGAAUCACAUCAUCUCAGUGGCUGGCUGGGGCGUAGACGGAGACGGCAGCGAGUUCUGGAUCGUCAGGAACUCCUGGGGAGAGUUCUGGGGAGAGCACGGCUGGGCCAGAAUCGUCACCAGUUCCUACAAAGGAGGGAAAGGCAACUGGUUCAACCUCGGCAUUGAGAAAAACUGUGUAUACGGAGACCCUGUUGUAGUGUAAAUGCCACAGAUGUCACUCUCAGCUUUUGAUGAAUGUGUAUUUUUUUCCAUUUUAGAAAUGCAAUGGACUACUUUUAAACCCCCUAAAAAGCUCACACUGUGAAUUUAGAGGGUUUGCUUCUGCUCCAGAUUUGACCAGAAGUUUAAUGAUUUUUAUAAAUUGUUUUAUUUCAAGGAUGGACUAUAAUGAUUUUUAAGCACAAGAACUGGCUGCACAA